AAUCAGCAGUUUUUAUUUUUCUUGAUUCUGUAAGAAGAUCGAUAACAGCUGACACAACCAUGUAUUACAUCAAUGUCAUUUUUUAUGAUUUUAGUAAAUUUUUUAAUAUAUUAUAACAAUUAACAUAUACAUUUUCCGAGUGACAAUAGACAAAAUCCAUCAAAAAUAACUUUGUAUCAACUUUAACGACAUUGAUAGUUUUUAUUUUUGGUGGAAUAGAAACGAAAUCCACGAAGAACUACAUUUUUUUUUCGGUGGAAUAAAAUUUUACGUAAUUAAAUUUUUGACGGACCUUAAUGUCACUCUAGAAUAGGGUUUUUUCUCCAUUGGGGGGACAACAGUAGUUUAAUAUCGUAAUAUGUAGUCAAAUAUCACAUUAAUAAUGAAACAACAGCCUCCUUGAUUGAUGAAAAUCCAAAAAUAUUUAGCAGUGCGAAAAAGGGAACAAACAGUGAAAAAACAGUUAUUCAAAUUUUAGUACGCAAUAUCUUUUUUGUUAAAAUAUCACGUAAGUUUCGCAUUCAACGAUGUACCAGAAGAAUAUUUUUCUAUUUUGGGUAUAAAGAAUUUUCAUAGCAAAUUUGGGAUUAUUCUAUAAACUAUUCCACCACAAUGUUUACAAACAAACAUGUUGGUAUAACCUAUAAAUAUUCUCGCGUGAUUAUUUCUGUUUAUAACACCUUAGAAAAAAACAAUUUUUACUCAAAGAUUUACUCAUUCAUUUACUCAGCAGCAUUCCGAUUUUAAAGGUUCUGAUUUUUUGUAAUAAACUAUUCGCCAUAUUUUCUACUAUAUAAAAUGGUUGCCCCAACAUUCUCUGGUAAUGAUGUCUACUUGUCUACCUUGUACUCAUAAAAAAGUUUCUGUCUUCGGUUCGGUACAAGUAUUCUAGAUGUUCAUGACCAUACCGCAUGUUCUUCAACUCGAAGUCAUCAGUUUCUUCGAGAGGUGUCGUCUGGAGUACAGCGUGUCCUUGCAGUGCCAUAGUUAAAUUCAUUAUUUUUUCUUCAUCGUUCUAAUUAUUCAUAACAUUGGUGUCUGGUGUGGGGUAUUGUAAAUAAAUAGUGACAGAAACAUGGCUAUGAGCCUGAGCGACCUAAAAGUGACGGGACUAAAAGCAGAAUUGAAAAAUCGCGAGUUGGAAACAUUCGGUAAGAAGAUUGAAUUAGUAGAAAGACUGGUAAGUGAAGGAUCCGAUCCAGAAAUUGAUCUAUUCAAAGACGAGUCUCCCACUUUGAUCUCCUCCAAUUCUGCCGAUAUGGAUGAGAUUUCGUCGCGCCUGAGCGACCUAAAAGUGACGGGACUAAAAGCAGAAUUGAAAAAUCGUAAGUUGGAAACAUUCGGUAAGAAGAUUGAAUUAGUAGAAAGACUGGUAAGUGAAGGAUCCGAUCUAGAAAUUGAUCUAUUCAAAGACGAGUCUCCCACUUUGAUCUCCUCCAAUUCUGCCGAUAUGGAUGAGAAGAUUUCGACGCGCCUGAGCGACCUAAAAGUGACGGGACUAAAAGCAGAAUUGGAAAAUCGUAAGUUGGAAACAUUCGGUAAGAAGAUUGAAUUUGUAGAAAGACUGGUAAGUGAAGGAUCCGAUCUAGAAACUGAUCUAUUCAAAGACGAGUCUCCCACUUUGAUCUCCUCCAAUUUUACCGAUAUGGAUGAGAAGAUUUCGACGCGCCUGAGCGACCUAAAAGUGACGGGACUAAAAGCAGAAUUGGAAAAUCGUAAGUUGGAAACAUUCGGUAAGAAGAUUGAAUUAGUAGAAAGAUUGGUAAGUGAAGGAUCCGAUCUAAAAACUGAUCUAUUCAAAGACGAGUCUCCCACUUUGAUUUCCUCCAAUUCUGCCGAUAUGGAUGAGAAGAUUUCGACUAUGAAGGACGAUAUGUCGAAUUUUAGGAACGAUGUUUUAUCAUUGAAAACUGACGUUGCCGAGAACGUCGAAAAGAGGUUUGAUUUUUUCCAAUCAAGCGCAACGUCUAGUAGAAAUCUAAAUUUUUACAGCUUUAGCCCAACACUUUAGACCGAUAUCGACCAUCGCACCAAACCAGAGAGUUGAAUUUUCGUUGGAAAGAAGCUAUUGGUUCAUAGACAUUCUUAAUUCUUAUGUUUUCCAUCCCAAUUCCCAAAUUAUACGCUUUGUCUUUUAUGUUGAGGUUAAAUGGGGUUUUUAGUUGGACUCCAACAAGUAAAUUUAUUCUUUAUCUUUAUCAGUGUGCUUGAUUUUAUUUUCAUUGAAUGAUGAAGUAUUUUCGAAAGUUUAAGAGUGUUAUCCAUUUAUUUCCCUAUUAAAAAUGUGGAUAAUAACCUCAAAUUUGUUUUGAGUAAUGUUUAAAAUUUUUGUAUGCGUUUCCAAUAUAGAGGAGCCGCACUGUAUAUAUUCAAUGGAUUUUAUAUGUUUGUUAUUUGUGUGAAGUAGAUCAUCUUCGUUAUAUAAAGUACCACUAGGUAUGAUUUGGCUUUCUAUUAGAUCGUUAAGAUGGUCUAUUAGCAGUCGAGAGCAUAAAAUUGCAAAAGGUCAAUUGUUGACCUACACCCACAGGUAUAUGACGUGACAUUUUUUCAUAUAUUUUAUGCGAAAGUUGACCCAAUACUCGUAUAAUGGAAAUAGAAAUGGUCAUAUAUUCUUAAAAAAAUAAUAUUACUACCAAUAAAUAAUAAAAUGAAAUGAAUCAUUUAACAUUCAUUAAUAAUAUAAUGAUUGAGUUGGCGUACACAUCUUCUCAUAGCAUUAACUAUCUUUCAAAUUCACACCAAAGACCCCUGUAACUUAUUUUCAGUUCUUAGAACUCAUUAUGGUGACGUAGAGGAGGCUAAACCGCGAUUAAGCACCUCCAAAGUUUUGGCCAGGGUAAUAAGAAAAAAAACCAAUCAAUAACCAAGAAGUAGAUAGAUACAAAGAGGUUUUAGGGAAGAGAAAAAAGUGCGAUGGACCAGAUUUUUACUUUACAAACAACAGAGAGUAAAAACCAAAAUCUAGAACUACUAUAAAGAGGACAAAAGGUGUAUGAGGUUUCAUAAGUUAUACGUGUUUCAAAAAAAGAUUGAUGAGGCUGACUUUGGAUAGAACUAAGAUCAAAGUAUUGUUGGAAGGUAGGUUAUCGGGAAGUUUUCAAGGAAAAAUAUCGUCUGAGCGGGUCUAUUCCUUAUCCAUUCUACUUUUUAACCUCACAGAAACAAUACAGAGGAAAAACCAAGAGUAUAAACUAGAACUACAUAUACUGUUCAUAGAUUAUAAUCAAGCUUAAGAUACGAUAGAGCGCUCAAAGAUGUAUGAGGCUUUAGAAGUUAUACGUGUACCAAAUAUGGCGAGACUGAUUUGAGAAUUGAAAUCAAAGUAUGGUUAGAAGGAAGCUGGAGCUGUGCUAUUUCAUCAAGUUAAUGCACCGUACGUGUCUACAAAUUGAUACAGAUGAUGAAAAAUUUGAUGAUUUGUUUCAGUGUCCACAGUAUUCCUAGAUCUAAUUCCCAGCGACUUUUUAGACCUCAGAAGAGUGCUUGUGCACAAAAAUUUGGCGCUAAAUCCUACCUUAAAAAUGGUAUGACCGCUAUAAUUAUUCCGUUGCCCUUGAAGGCAACUAUUUUUAAAUAAAAUGCGCAAAUAAGUUGUAUUUAAUCGCAUUAUUAGUUUCGAUAAGAAAUUCAUUCCUUGAAUAGUAAUUUUGUUUAUAAUAAGACCAAAAUUAUUCUGUUAAAUAAAUAAUUUAAAAUCAUUAAUGGUGUUACAACAUGUAAGGCGAAUUUUUUUAGUUAAACUGACAUAUUGUAAGAAAAGAAUGUUUUUAAAUUAAUCGAUUUUAAUCGAUACGAGCAGUGGAAAUCAGUUUACAGUAGAAUGGAAAUAAGUUGGUUAGAAUGCAUUCCGUGGUAAAACUACUAGUUUUGUGAUUGACAGUUGAACAUAGAACGAUAAACUAUUAAUUGACAGUAGAUAAUAGAUCGAAUUUUCUCACGAAACGUUAUAAUAUUCUUCUGGUACUUUAAAACAUUUAGUAGGAACUAUUCAAACAUUACGUAAUGUUCACAGCUGUACAUUUCUGCCGAAAAUUUAAAUAAUUUGUUUAUAAAAAUAGAUUUACGUGUUAAAAAGUUAUGUGCAAAUUAGAGGGAGAGGACAAUAUACAGGGUUUGCCAUUGACAAUUGUACAUAUACGCGUAAACUUCCUUUUAUAUCUUAGUUUAAAACUUGGCAACAAAUAGAAAAUUAGGUCAAUGGUUUUCCCUGGAUAUCGAUGAGCUUUUUUUAACAAGUUAUUUUUUUUACAACAGCCGAUUCUCAACGUUCAAUAUAAUUAUAAUUUUUCAAAUAUAUACAAACUUAAUAUUGUUAAUUUAUUUUUUUAAAUUAAUUUCCUAUUUACAAAUAUACAAAAUAUGAACGAAAACUUGGUUUUUUUAAAGUGGACCCCACCACGGUAUUCAAAAUGAUUUUUUUCGAAAAUGCCAGAUGAUAAGAUUGAGUUUUAGAGGAACUCUUCAAACUUAUGUCUUAUCUUACGUAUAUUUCAAAGUACGAAUACACCAAUUAACUAAAGUCACUCGGUUUAAAUAAUAGAAUAAAAAUUUUGUCUUAAAUAACUGAUUGUCGUAACUGGUUGUUAAUAAUAUUUAAAUAAUUAGUUGGUCAAAAGUUAAGGAUUUUUAUCGAAUUCUUUUUUAACUGUUGAAUGCCAUAACGAAUUAAAAAUUAUCAUACAAUAUUGAAAAUUAAAUUAAAAACAAUAUAAAAUAAUAAAAUAACAGAAUUCAUCAAGAAAUUUAGUAAUAAAAAAUGUUUAAACAACAGCUGAUAUUUUUUU
This is a messenger RNA of Diorhabda carinulata, 4787 nucleotides long. Its product is annotated as scaffold attachment factor B2-like. Lineage: Eukaryota; Metazoa; Arthropoda; Insecta; Coleoptera; Chrysomelidae. The transcript has a single exon. Gene Ontology annotation, biological process: poly(A)+ mRNA export from nucleus. Bases 1076 to 2011 code for a protein of 311 amino acids. Gene Ontology annotation, cellular component: nucleus. The record is from RefSeq and is a predicted model, not a curated record.